Molecule: messenger RNA, 2331 nt
Organism: Oncorhynchus mykiss (rainbow trout)
Lineage: Eukaryota; Metazoa; Chordata; Actinopteri; Salmoniformes; Salmonidae
Gene: plekho1a
Product: pleckstrin homology domain containing O1a
Biological process (GO): regulation of myoblast fusion
Cellular component (GO): muscle cell projection membrane; ruffle membrane
Source: RefSeq, a predicted model, not a curated record
UACAGAGGUGGAGGGACGAUGCCACCGUCUCGUAAUAACGGACAGUGCACGACCUGACCGCGUCAUCGAAAUUAAGAAUAUACACCGUUAUUACGACAUAUUGGGGCAGUAGAAAAAAGGGAAAGACAGUUUAUUCGUUUUUAAAAAAGAUCUUAUUAGAAAGAAAGGAAAAUACUUGAAACUGGAUGAACUCCCUGACUCACAUCCACAAAAGUGAUUCUGUCAUUAUGAAGAAGAGCAAUUUAGCCAAACGGGGUCCCCAAGAUGUCAACCAGCUGUCAUCGCAGCCAGACAAAGUCGGCUGGAUCCGCAAGUUCUGUGGUAAAGGGAUUUUUAGGGAAAUAUGGAAAAACCGUUUCGUGAUACUGAGAGGAGACCAUCUGUACAUCUCUGAGAAAGAGGUGAAGGAUGAGAGGAAAGUCCAGGAGUUGUUUGACCUGGCUGACUACGAACGCUCUGAGGAGCUGCGCAAGGCCAAGAGCCGCAGUAAGAAGAACCACAGCAGGUUCACCCUGCUCCGCUGCAAGCAGCCUGGGAAUAUAGUUCCCAAUCUUGUGUUUCUGGCUGUUAGCCCCGAGGAGAAGGAGUCGUGGGUCAAUGCCCUCAAUACAGCCAUCAUCAAAGCCAAGAACCGCAUUUUUGAUGAGGUUACAAUUGAAGAGGACAGUGUCCUGGUGCAUCCUACACGUGAUCGUGCCAAGAUUCCCCAUGCACGGCGCUUGCCCACCCGGGGACAUCUCUUGGCUGUGGCAUCCACCUCAUCAGACGGAAUGCUGACCCUUGACCUUGUCCACGAGGAAGAUGACUCCACCCCAGAAGAUGAGGAAGAAGGCUUCUGGGAAAAUAACUUCAGGGUUGACCUAGACAAAUGGACCACAUGUCGUCAGCGUUCUGGCACAGACGUCUCCAAACUCUGUGUCACCACAAAGGACCUAAAGGUACCCAAGACGGGCAGCCUGCCUUGCGGGAGCGAGCUCUCCUGGGACCGGGUGCACCAUCUUGAGGCUCAAUCCCGUACCCCUCAACCAGGGAAGAGGUUCAGUGCCCAAGGUAGGAGCCGCUGCGCCUCCAUGGAUGAGGUCCUUUCCUUGCGGCCAGUCAGGGGUGUCCUUCACCCUCACCCCAUAGGUGAACCUGUCCAGCCUGUCGGACCACUGCAGAGUCUUAUUGCCCAGAAAAUGCAGAGGGCUCAGGAGCUGCUGGAAGAAAUGCGAUUGGAGGAACUGCAACGUGCAAAAGGCUUAGACUCGCCCUAUCUAAAGGGCAUUGACUCACCCCGUUUGUACCAUUUAAGAGGCUCUGAGUCUCCUCACUCCAGGGCCUCAGGUUCACCUCGCAGUAAGAGUAGUGACUCCCCUCGUUUGAGGGUGAAAGACUCGCCUCGUUUGAGGGGGAAAGACUCACCUCGUACGAAGGGCAAGAAGUCCCGCUCAAAAGGUACAGACUCACCCCAUUCAAAGAGGGCUGACUCUCCUAAUUUGAGGGGUAACAACUCUCCCCGUCUCAGGGUUACUGACUCACCCUGUAUGAAGGGUUCGGAUUCUUCCAGUUUCAAGGAAACAGACUCGCCAAGUCUGAAGGGUUCUGACUCCCCACGUCUCAAGAACAUUGGUUCACCCUUUUCAAAAAGUUUUGACUCAUCAAGUCUGAAGGGUUCUGACUCGCCUCGCAGCAAGGAUACUAUUCUGAGGGGUAUUGACUCGCCAAAUAUAAUUGGUAAGAACUCCCCAAGUCUGAAGAGUAUCGGCUCACCUUCCCUGAAAGGUGCUGACUCGCCCCGUCUGAAGGGUAAUGACUCACUCCAUAGUAAGAGUGCACACUCACUUCUCAGUGACUGUGAUUUGGAGAGUAGACGGGCGGAGGCGGAGCGACUUCUGCAGGAGGCCGUCUCCUCCUGGCGUCAGGCUAAGGAGGUGCUGGAGGAGGUGAAGGAGCUGCAGACGCAGUCACUAAACCGCCGCUCUGAAAAGAAGACAAUAGACAGUCCCCCAACACCGCCACCAGACUAUAGGCUGGAGGACGCAUGCCUCUGUCGCCACCACAGCUGAAAAGCACGCUGGGUUGUCUCCAAACAAAGAGAAAAUAAAAGAGCAUUAGGGGCAUGGAGUAAAUACAUUUUUUGUCACAUUUUGUUGUCAUAACAUGCCAGUGUUGAAGUACAAAGCUUUUAGGCUGUAUUGCUCCCUUUGCACUUUCCUAUCUUGAUCCUUGCAUUCAGAAAGUAUUCAGACCCCUUCACUUUUUCCACAUUUUGUUACGUUACAGCCUUAUUCUAAAAUAAUGAGAAUUGUUCAAAUGUAUUAUUUACAUAAGUAUUUAGACCUUUUGCUA